Messenger RNA from Limanda limanda (common dab), 1639 nucleotides. RefSeq names its product NADH:ubiquinone oxidoreductase core subunit V1 (gene ndufv1). Gene Ontology annotation, biological process: mitochondrial electron transport, NADH to ubiquinone. The record is from RefSeq and is a predicted model, not a curated record. The coding region runs from base 48 to 1460 and encodes 470 amino acids. NCBI's taxonomy places the organism in Eukaryota, Metazoa, Chordata, Actinopteri, Pleuronectiformes, Pleuronectidae. Gene Ontology annotation, molecular function: FMN binding; 4 iron, 4 sulfur cluster binding; NADH dehydrogenase (ubiquinone) activity. The transcript has 11 exons.
UCUACUUCCUGUGGUUAUUUCAUAAACUCCGGACGCAGAGGAGAAGGAUGUUGUCCCUCUCUCGAGCUGUGGUGAGCGGGGUGGUCCGAACCCCAGCUGCUGUCAGUCAAGCUGGAGUGACUGCCAUCACCCGGUUCAACAGCACAGCACAGACUGCUCCAAAGAAAACAACAUUUGGCCCGCUGGCUGAUGAGGACAGAAUUUUCACAAACCUGUACGGCCGUCAUGACUGGAGGCUGAACGGGGCUUUGAAGCGCGGUGACUGGUACAAAACUAAGGAGAUUCUUCUCAACGGAGUCGACUGGAUCCUCAAUGAGAUCAAGGUCUCCGGCCUGCGUGGGAGAGGUGGAGCCGGUUUCCCUACAGGCAUGAAAUGGAGCUUCAUGAACAAACCCAGCGAUGGCAGGCCAAAGUAUCUGGUGGUGAACGCAGAUGAGGGUGAGCCUGGCACCUGUAAGGACAGAGAGAUCAUGAGGCACGACCCACACAAGCUGGUGGAGGGCUGUCUGAUCGCUGGAAAGGCCAUGGGGGCACGUGCUGCUUAUAUUUAUAUUAGAGGAGAGUUCUACAACGAGUCAUCAAACCUGCAGGUUGCUAUCAAUGAGGCCUAUGCCGCUGGGCUGAUUGGAAAGAAUUCCUGCGGCUCUGGUUAUGACUUCGAUGUGUUUGUGAUGCGUGGUGCUGGAGCGUAUAUCUGCGGAGAGGAGACCGCUCUUAUUGAAUCCCUGGAGGGAAAGCAAGGGAAGCCCCGCCUGAAGCCUCCAUUUCCUGCUGACGUGGGGGCGUUUGGUUGCCCUACAACGGUUGCCAAUGUGGAGACGGUAUCCGUGGCACCCACCAUCUGUCGCCGUGGAGGCUCUUGGUUUCUAGGCUUUGGCAGAGAGAGAAACUCGGGCACCAAGCUCUUCAACAUCUCCGGCCAUGUGAACACCCCCUGCACUGUGGAGGAGGAGAUGUCUAUCCCUCUGAAAGAACUCAUCGAGAGGCAUGCAGGUGGAGUGCGUGGUGGGUGGGACAACCUUCUGGCUGUAAUCCCCGGGGGCUCCUCAACUCCCCUCAUCCCUAAAAGCGUGUGUGAAGACGUGCUGAUGGACUUCGACGGCCUCGUCCAAGCUCAGACUGGGCUCGGCACAGCUGCCUUGAUCGUCAUGGACAAAUCGACUGACAUUAUCCGAGCCAUCGCACGCCUGAUUGAGUUCUACAAACAUGAGAGCUGCGGCCAGUGCACGCCAUGCAGAGAAGGAGUGGACUGGAUGAACGAUAUGAUGUGGCGUUUUGUAAAGGGAGAUGCACGACAAGCUGAGAUUGACAUGAUUUGGGAGAUCAGUAAGCAGAUUGAGGGUCACACCAUCUGUGCCCUGGGAGAUGGUGCAGCAUGGCCAGUGCAGGGAUUGAUCAGACACUUCCGGCCUGUGAUGGAAAACCGAAUUUCUGAAUUCCAGCAGCAGGCCAGGGCUUGAAUGGCUCCUUUCUACUUCCUUGAAUUUCAUCUUCUGCCUCAUAUUCCCUCUAUCCCACGUGUGUCAGUGACAAAUUAUUUAAGAGGAUAAUGUGACGUCUUUUCACCAUCGAGAUUCGCAUUGAUGUGUCUGCCUUGUAUGUUAAGAUUACCAAUAAAGUUCUAUGAACCUUUAAAGAA